Messenger RNA from Nanorana parkeri, 1550 nucleotides. It is a transcript of the gene DMRT3, whose product is annotated as doublesex and mab-3 related transcription factor 3. Gene Ontology annotation, cellular component: nucleus. Gene Ontology annotation, molecular function: RNA polymerase II cis-regulatory region sequence-specific DNA binding; protein binding; DNA-binding transcription factor activity, RNA polymerase II-specific. The record is from RefSeq and is a predicted model, not a curated record. Bases 1 to 1350 code for a protein of 449 amino acids. The transcript has 2 exons. Gene Ontology annotation, biological process: regulation of transcription by RNA polymerase II; male sex differentiation. NCBI's taxonomy places the organism in Eukaryota, Metazoa, Chordata, Amphibia, Anura, Dicroglossidae.
AUGAACGGUUACGGCUCUCCCUACCUGUACAUGGGAGGACCGGUGUCCCAGCCUCGUGCCCCUUUACAGAGGACCCCCAAAUGUGCGCGCUGCAGGAACCACGGGGUGCUCUCCUGGCUGAAAGGGCACAAGCGCUACUGCCGCUUCAAGGACUGCACCUGCGAGAAAUGCAUCCUGAUCAUUGAGAGGCAGAGGGUCAUGGCAGCUCAGGUGGCACUCAGGAGGCAGCAAGCCAACGAGAGUCUGGAGAGCCUCAUACCAGAUACCCUUAGAUCCAUGCCAGGCCUGCCAACCUCACUGCCAGCCGACACAAGUCAGCCAACCUCCAGACCAAGCGAGAUGGCCAUCCGGUGGGCACAGGAGCCUUCCUCUACUAUGCAAGUGCCAGUGAAAACAGAUGCAUCUGAAGAGAGGCUAGGUGACAGCAGUGGUACAGACAAUGGUGAAAGCUACAGUGACAAAGACACAGAUCAAAGGUCACCUCCUGACGUGAAGCCCUGCUGUACGCCAGAGAGUCCUGAGGUGGUAUCAGUGGAUGAAGUAGGCUAUCCAGUGCGGAAGAAUUGCAGCAGUGCAGAGAGUACCUCGGAAAGCCCCAAGUACCAGGCUGAACACAAUCAUCUUCUGAUUGAGGGCUCAUCUGGUACAAUGUCCCUGCCCUUCAGCCUGAAGUCUAACAGACCUCCUCUUGAGGUCUUGAAAAAGAUAUUUCCAAGCCAGAAGCCCACUGUGCUAGAACUAAUCCUAAAAGGGUGUGGGGGUGACCUUGUUGGGGCUGUGGAAGUUCUUCUGUCAAGCCGAUCCUCUGUGACUGGUGAGAGAACUACAGCAGAAUCUGACAGCAUUGUUUUACCUUCUAAUGGUCAUUUAUUUGAGCACACUCUUAGCUCCUACCCCUUAUCAUCCUCUAAGUGGUCAGUGGGGUCAGCUUUCAGAGUACCUGACACCCUACGAUUUUCAGCAGAUUCCAACAAUGUGGUAACAAAUCCCUUAGGUGUGCCCCUGCAACACCCUUUCCCACAACCCCCCAGGUAUCCUCUCCUGCUGAGAAACACUUUGGCAAGAAACCAGUCUAGUCCCUUCCUGCCCAACGAUGUUACCCUGUGGAACACUAUGACGCUACAACAGCAGUACCAGCUUAGGUCACAGUAUGUCAGUCCAUUUUCUGGCAAUCCCACUACACUCUUUAGGAGUUCACCUGUCCUUCCUCCUAGAGCACCCGAUGACCCAAGGAUCUCUGUUCCAGAGGACAGCUGUCCCAUUGUAGUGAAACAACCUAUUUACACAGAGGAGGACUAUGAGGAGAGAUCAGACUCAGCCGACUCCAGAAUCCUGAACACUUCUUCCUAACCAACAGAAUGACAGGACAAUGCUAUAUAUGACUGUGAACUCUAUCUCUCAUUCAAGAGAUCUGCCUUAUUUAUCCCAUAUUCAUUGCACUUAUCUAAGCAAUAAAAAGUGAAUACCCAUGAAUGCAUUUCCAGUUAGGGAUUGUGCACAUUGGCCAUAUCAUCCCUUCAAGCACUGGUAUAUCAGUGUGAUGAGCCUAA